AGGAAUAGCUUUUAAUUUUUAGGACUCCACGCCCAACACAACCAUCCAUCUUCACCACUGCUCCAUCCAUCCACCCAUAAAUAAAUUGAAUUGAAACACAAACCAUAAUUAAAUUGAUCUUAUGCUUCUUCUGAGUGGCGUUGCUCUUAAAAAUCCACAUAUUUUUGUUGGGCAAUGGCGUUGCGCGCAAAAGUUCUACAGAAGAAGGCAGAAAAGUUUGAACUUAAGAAAUUGCAGGCUAUUAAAGUAACUAAGGAAGGAGUAUCUUCCCUUGACACCCUGCUUCAAGAUGUUUAUGUCAAUCGGCGCCCAAAGCAAACUGAUUAUGAAGCUCGAAAAGAUUUAAUUCGCGUCUUCAAUGAGAUAGCAAAGGAACUUUAUGGCACCUCAAAGGAUAUUCCCAUAGUAGUGGAAUUUGGUUCUUUUGUAAUGGAUCUUUUCAGCACUGCAAGUGAUCUGGACCUCUCGGUAAAUUUUAACACCGGUGGAGUUGAUUUUCCACGUGAAAAGAAGAUCCAGACUUUGAGAAAGUUUGCAAGAAAGCUGUACGCUAUACAGAGUAUGGGGCAUGUUUCCGGUGUCCUUCCUAUCACUACUGCAAAGGUACCCAUUCUGAAAUGUGUUGACUGUGGAACUGGAGUUGAGUGUGAUAUAUCAGUCGAAAAUAGAGAUGGGAUUUCAAAAUCAAAGAUUAUUUGGAUGAUCUCAUCCAUUGAUGAAAGGUUUAAAAAGCUUAGCUUUUUGAUGAAGAAUUGGGCUAAAGCAUACAACAUCAACAGUUCAAAAGAUAAAACCCUUAAUUCUCUCUCCAUAAUUCUCUUGGUCGCAUUUCAUUUACAGACUCGGACUCCUCCUAUACUUCCUCCAUUUUCUGCCAUCUUCAAAGAUGGCACUGAUCCCGCAACGGUUGAAAAAUCAAUUCCUAAUUUUUUAAAUUAUGGGAAAAGAAAUAAGGAAUCUUUGGCUGAGCUCUUCAUCACUCUACUUCUCAAGUUAUCUUCUGUUGAAAUACUUUGGGCGAAAGGUCUCUGUGCAAGCACAUGCACUGCUUCUUGGACAUCCAAAACUUGGAAUUCUAAAGUUUCCUGUAUCAGUGUAGAGGAUUUUACUGAUAUAUCCCAGAAUGUGGCUCGGGCUGUUGGACCUGGAGAAGUGAAACAGAUCUAUAAAUGUAUAGAGAUAUCUAUUCAACAUCUCACCUCCUUCAUGGGGGGUCAGAUUGGACUACAACUCAAGGAUCUUCUGUUUGGGGUUGAUGGCAUCCCUUUCUCAAUUCCUAGAGGUAUUGCGAAUUUCAAUAUGACUACACAAUUCCCUCAUGUCCAAUCUCAUGGAAAAAGAAUAGUAACUGGGAAACGAGAGAAAAAAUCAUUGCGUCCUUUCAAUAAGAAUAGUACAGCCCACAUGAAAAGACAGUCAGGGAAGGGGAAGCAAGUAGAGCAAGCUGUGCUGGUUGAGACUUCGUUGGCAAAGAGGAUGCGGACAGAUGAAGGCUGGGCAGAUGGAAAUGCUGCAGUGGGAUAUGAAGCUAGAGGUGGUGGGGGUUGGGGAGUUUCUGAACAGAACAGAUGGGGAGGCUGGGGAAGAGGAAAUCAGCAACAGCAAAGCAGUUGGGGAUGGGGAGCCGUUCAGCAGGGCGGUGGUUGGGGAGAAGGAAAUCAGCAAAGCAGCGGGGGUUGGGAUAAGGGAGCAAUGCAGCAAGGCAGUGGUUGGGGAGAAGGAGAUCAGCAUGGAAGUCAGGGUUGGGAGGGUGGAAUACGGCAGGGCGGUGGUUGGGGAGAUGGAAACUACGUGGGUCGGGGUUGGGGUGGUGGAGGUUGGGAAAGAAGUGAGCAGGGAAAUGUUGGAGGUUGGGGUUGGGGUUAUCAGCAUGGCUCAAACCUAUGUUGAUAGGCUGCUGCAUCCAUGUAAGAAAACUUGAGGAUAAUAAAGUUUUUUUUUCCAUUGUUUUCUA
This is a messenger RNA of Salvia hispanica, 1954 nucleotides long. Its product is annotated as protein HESO1-like. Gene Ontology annotation, biological process: RNA 3'-end processing. The record is from RefSeq and is a predicted model, not a curated record. Gene Ontology annotation, molecular function: nucleotidyltransferase activity. NCBI's taxonomy places the organism in Eukaryota, Viridiplantae, Streptophyta, Magnoliopsida, Lamiales, Lamiaceae.